AAAAAAAACACAAAUAAAUCAAAACAUUAAAAAAAUAUUCACGAACAUUUUUUAAGUUUUAAAUUUUGUUAAAAUAAAAAGUUAAAAAAUAGAGAAAAGCACAGGAACUUUUGUUCGGUUUGUGCCGGCCAAAAGUGCACACAAUCAGGAAAUGGAUCAUUUCUGGCAUACUCUGUCGAAGGAGGUUGGGCGUAUCCCGGAUACGUUGAAGAAUAUCCUGGAAGUGACCGAGUACAUCAAUGCCGGGCUGGGCUUCAUCGGCAACGAUGAGAUAGCGGCCAUUGAAGACGACGUCCGGCUGUUGCCGAAGAUCAUGGACAAACCGGCGGAUGACCCUUCUAUGAGGAAGUACUUUGGCCGUUUUGCCCACUGUCCGGAUCGGUUCCGGUUGAUGGCCGGCGAGAGGGCGAUCCUGAAGAUGAUUUCCGGCUGCAUUCAGCGCAAGGGGAUUGCACAUUAUAUGAAGACGGUGGAGCGGCGGGAGAAGGAAGUGGCCGUCGUCCAGGGCAGUGUCGAUCAGGUGGCUAACGAGGUGCGUAAGAAAAUCGUGGACUUUUAUACUGACCGAUGCGAUGGAAGUGCGGAGCAGAUUGAUUUCUGCAACCGCGUGGCGUUGAUUCCGAUAGAAAUAACAGAGGCGGAUGACGGCGGAACGGUUGCGAGAAUCAGAUGCAUUUUUUGCACCAACGAAAAUGUGAUAAGCUGUCGACCGGAGCGAUGUGGGGGAAGCUGGAAGGUUAGCAACUUUCUGGCGCACAUUCGCAACGUGCACAAGAACAUCAAUUCACCGAGUUCGAUGGCUCGGGCCGUUGGAGCUGCAGGAACCAGUAAAUCACCUCCGGUGGAGGUAAUUGUAGGAGAAUCGAGCUCCAAUGGGGUCGGAGCUUAUGACUACUGGAAUAAUUCGAAUGAUGUGAGUUCGAGCCACGAGAAUCCGUACAAACGGAAACUGGAGCAAAUGGCUGGAGGUGGGGAAUCUUUGAUGGACAAAUACGGCUUCUCUAUCAAGGAAGAGCGAUAUCAAUAACAUGCAGGUAAUUCUCACAUCGUUCGAUAAAUCAAAUUAAUCUAGUAUCAAGUAAUGCACCUUUGUUCCACUUUGAUCUUCAAAUAUGCGAUUAAGUGUUUCCGCUUUCUUGCAACAGAAAUGACUGCAAUAAUAUUACAUGGACACUUUUAUUAGGGAGAUGUCGGAGUGGGUCGUUUCAUCCAAACGGCGCGUGUUAACCCGAUUUCCUAUAUACACAUGUGAGGAAAAUAGCGAUUUGGGCGUAUCGACUGUGGAAAACAGACAUAGAGAGUCUUGGGACAAGGAGCAAAUUAUCAACAAUUUAGUUGAAGGCCCCUGUCAACGUCGAUUCAGUUACGUCGCAAACGCUAUUUCAUAUGAAUUUAUUCAUACAGGGUGUCUACUACCUGGAAAAACCUGGAAAACCGGGAAUCCUCAGGGAAUUUUAUUGAACAGGGAAAAACCUGGAAUACUCAGGGAAUUUCUUGAGUACUCAGGGAAAUUUUACUCCGAUAAUAAAAAACAUUAGGUCGUAUGAACCUGCCAGUAAAAAUCCAUAAAGAAAUUUCGCUACAAGGAUUUUUUCCAGAAAUUCCGUCAGAAUUUCUUUCUAGAACUUCUUUAAAAAUACUUCCGGGAAUGUCUCCCAGGAUUUCUCAUAAAAUUCCUUCCGCAUUUUUGAUGCUAUUUUUCUUGGUAUCCUUUUUGAUUUUUUUUUUCCGGAAAGGUAUACUUCCACAUUCCUUCCAGGAUUCCUGAAUUCCAACCGAUUCUCCUGGAGUUUUUCACGGGGUUGCUAUUUCUUCCCAGAGUUCCUCCAGUGUUUUGCUCAAAGAGAUCUUCGUUGGAUUUCUACCAGAAUUUAUCCUGAAUACUCUAUAAGAAUAUCUGUCGAGAUAAAUCGUGGAAUUUCUUUCGGCACUCCUCACGGAAAUUUUACCCGAUUCCUUCCGGUGUUACUCUCGGGACUUCCUCAGAAGAUCUUCACAGAAUUUCUUUUAGGGUUGCUAAAUGAGUUAUUCCUGGGGUUUCUAGUUCCUCCAAUGGUUUCUGAAGGAGUUUUCACGAAUUUACUGCAAGAGUUCCUCAAGAGAUUUCUUUCAUUUUUUUCCUGUGAUAUCUUCAAACCAUUGCUUUAGGCUUUCUUUGAGAUGUUCUUCCUGGUCUCCUACAGGAAUUUGAUAAAAGUUUUCGCGAGGUUUAUUCUGAAGUUGUACCUGAGGUUUUUCUCGGAGUAUCUCCUGGAACUUCUCUCAGAAGAUUCCUUCCGAUGUUGGUCAUGAGAUGUUUCUCAGAGUUUUUCUGAAUUUACCUUGGAUUUUCUCCAGAGUGCCUUCUGGGAUUUCCACAGAAGUUAUUGCUGAUAUUUCUCAUUAAAUUCUUUUCUUGCAUUCUUUCAGAGCCAUGCUGUUUCUUGUAGUUGUACCGGAUUUCUUGCAGUGAUCCACCUGAGAUUUUUUACAGAUAUUCUGUGCAUUAUUCCCAAAGAUCUUCCCGGAAUCUUUACCAGAAGUUGUCCCGAGAUUCUGGAUACUCCUUUAGGGAUUUCUUCCAAAGUAAUUGCAGGGAUUCUUCUACGGGUUUUCCUCAGAAUGUCUCCUGAGAUAACUUACGAAAUACCUUAUAGGAAAUUCAUGGAGAAAUAUUUGACUGGAUUCCAAUAAAAUCUUUCGAGAAACUCCGCAAAGUGUUAUUGAAGAAAUCUCGACAGAAACUUCAGGAAAAACCUGAGAAAAAAAAAUAGACAUCUCGAAAAAAGUUCUAGGUAAUAGUAAUCCCGAGAAGAAUUAUUAAGGACAUCCAAGGAGGAAUUCUGAAAACCUCAUGGAAUCCUGAAAGCAGCUGCGGACGUAGUUCCGCGAGGAAAACAAUAGGAGUAUCGGUAAAAAUCCAAUAGUUUAUGGAUAGCUGUCCUGGAAAACCACUAAAAAAGGCAUGUACACUAGCUUCAGUCGGUGGCUGUACCGAUUAAACGAAACUUAACACUGAAUGGCUACGGAUAAGAAGCUAUUCUCGUGAAAAAUGUCAUCGCUCGGAGCGGGUAUCGAGCCCUCAUCCACCCGGACUCUAACCGCAUGGCAUGGCAAUUAGUCUAUGGCAUGGCUACGAGGUUCAACCAAUGACAUUCUUGAAGAAACUUUGAAUAGUUUUGGAUGGAUCUUCAGGAGGAAUCCAGCGAGAAUCGAAAGUAUAUCGGAAAACCUUUGCAAGAAAUAUCGGGACGUACUCAAACAGAUAUCUCGUGUGGAAGAAUCCUACGGAAAGCCAGGAAGAAACUUUGGAAGAAAUUCCAGGAAUUAUGCUCAGAAAUCUUGAAAGAAUUUUUGAAGAGUAGGGGAACUUUCGUAUUUUCGGCAGUUUUGUUCUCUUCGUCAUGGGUUUUUUUGUUGAACUUAGAGUUGGCAUCAAAUCCUUCCAAACCAAGCUGAAUAUGAUCAAGUUUCAGGCAAUUUGGCCGACAUAAAUCCCUCAUGACGAAGAGAACAAACCUGCCGAUGAUACCCUAAGUCACCCUUCUUAAUUUUUAGAAAAUUUGGGUUAUUUUUUUAAUUAUAAACUUUCAAAAUAUCAUCUGGAAAAACCUGGAAAACUCAGGGAAUUUUAUUUUGAGCUAUGAGUAGACAUCCUGUCAUACUCGUCAUGAAAAAUAUGUGUGAGGUCGUUAAAUCGAUGUAUGUACUUCCUUUAUUUAUUACUGCACCACGGUAUGUGUGAUUUUAGUAUUUAAGACUAAUAUCGAAAUAAAAUAACUAUAAUACAAGCGUAUAAGUGUGAUCAACCCUAGAAUAGCUUAAUAAACGUGGCAUCCAUACAUUUGGAGCAAACAUA
This is a messenger RNA of Aedes albopictus (Asian tiger mosquito), 3838 nucleotides long. RefSeq lists its product as uncharacterized. Bases 152 to 1027 code for a protein of 291 amino acids. Lineage: Eukaryota; Metazoa; Arthropoda; Insecta; Diptera; Culicidae. The record is from RefSeq and is a predicted model, not a curated record. The transcript is spliced from 2 exons.